Messenger RNA from Rhipicephalus sanguineus (brown dog tick), 1549 nucleotides. Its product is annotated as lipase 3. The transcript has 9 exons. The coding region runs from base 105 to 1373 and encodes 422 amino acids. The record is from RefSeq and is a predicted model, not a curated record. Lineage: Eukaryota; Metazoa; Arthropoda; Arachnida; Ixodida; Ixodidae. Gene Ontology annotation, molecular function: hydrolase activity, acting on ester bonds. Gene Ontology annotation, biological process: lipid metabolic process.
GGACACAAGGACGCACCGUUUACAUCGACGCUCGUGCGAUGUCGCCCAUCCAUAUAUCGGCAGCAAGCGGACCAGUGCUCAGCUACUGCUCCCGUGGCUGAGAGAUGGUGGCCGUGGCGCAAGUACUUCCGGGCUUGAUUAUGAGCAGCAUCGGCCUGGCUCUAAACUUCACCUCGAAUCUCAUGAAGAACAACGCUAAAGACCCCGAUGUGUGCACGACCAUCGAGGCGCUGGUGCGCAGCAAGGGCUACCCGUUCGAGACGCACGAGGUAGCGACGGAGGACGGCUACCUCCUGCAGAUGCACCGGAUACCUCAUGGUAGGAACGGACACUGCGGUGCCAACGAGACGGGCAGGCCGUGCUGCGAGCGAGGACCCGUGUUCGUCAUGACCGGCCUCUUAGCAGACUCGGCCUCCAUGGUGCUCGACUUCCCCAAGCAAUCGCUCGGAUACGUACUGGCUGACACUGGAUACGAUGUGUGGCUCGGAAACGUCCGCGGGAACACCUACGGAAAAAAGCACAAGCAUUUGGACGUGAAAUCCAAAAAGUUUUGGAAUUUCUCGUUUCACGAGCACGCCAUCUUUGACGUCCCAGCCCACAUCGACUACAUUCUGAAGGAAACCAAGCGCAAAGACCUUCUCUACAUCGGCAUGUCUCAAGGCACCCUUACGUUCUUCACGAUGUUAUCUGAAAAACCAUGGUACAACGACAGGAUCAAAGCUUUCGCUGGAUUGGCACCGUUCUACAAGUUGGGGCACCUAAAAGUACCGCCAUUAGCUGUAUUUUCACCUUAUGCCGAAGCACCAUUGCGUUUGGCCCACGCCGCCGGCAGCUACGAGUUGCUGCCCCAGGGAAUGCCAAUUGCUGGCUUCGUGCGCCAGUUCUGCGGAUACGCGACGCGCGGCAUCUGCGCCUUUCUGGCUGACAGCUUCGCCAAUUUCGGAAGCAGAUACAUUAACGAGUCCAGAAUACCAGUCUACUUAUGCCACGUGCCGGCUGGAACAUCUAUGAAGAACAUCAUACACUUCGACCAGCUUGUGAAAUCUAAGAAGUUCCAAAAGUUUGACUACGGGCCGUUCUACAACAAGGACUACUAUGGAAAUCGGAGAGUUCCGGAGUACGAGCUGUCCAACGUGCAGACUGACCUUGGAAUCUUCUGGAGCGCCGGUGAUGAGUUUGUGCCCCCGGAAGAUGUUCGUGAGCUUCUCAAGUCGCUGCAACGGAAUGUCAAGAUGAGUCACUACAUCGACGACCCCUUCUACACGCACAUCCACUUCCUCGUGUCCACGACCAACGGAGUGUACCUGUACAAGGAACUGCUUGGUUUUCUCCGACGCUACGAUGACAAGGGAGAACCUUGUCCUGCUGCUUGAGGAAUGCACUUGUGACACGUGCUAUUAGCCCGCAUUUGAUCGUCAACACUGCCCACUUUCUACACGUGGUACUGCUGCUAGUCAAUGACUGUCGGCAAUCGCCGAUACUAAAUUCGACAAAAAUGUAUCCCGUCGAGGUAAACGGUUAUGAAUAAACAUGAAAUGCGGCAGAAAUG